AACUUUAUCACAAUAUGCUAAUUUUUUGAGAAGGACCUGUAGAUUCAAAGACGGUGCAAACACUGUGAAGUGGAGUUGUAGAACGCUCUGCCAUUAGAAGGUCUGAGAUAUUUGAGAAAAUUGCUUCGAAUGUUUGAGAAAAGCUGCACUGAUAUUGAAAAGAUUUUCUUGCUGAUAACCAACUUUCCAUCUGUGCCAACAGGCUGUUCUGGUGAUUCAGCUCCAAUCUGUUCUUUUAUUCUUUCCAUUGACAGUUGCCAUUUUGCUUCUCCGGAAACCUCACAGCACAUCUGAUUCAGAACCAACCGAACAUCAACCAUUUUAUCUCUGCCCUCAUUACUGCUGAAGAUGUCUUUCCAGCAGGAACAAAAUAUUAAUAGAAACGGCACCCACUUGAAAUUCUAGGGUUUUUGUGGAUGUGCUUUAUUUUUCAAUAACUUUUCUAUUUUGGCUUCAUCUUUGUUAAAGCAGUUACAUGGAGAAAUAUGGACCCAUUAUUCCUGACCAAACUGGCGUAACUAAGUCAGGUCUGUAGACCACCUUUCUCACAAAUAGUCUACAGGUCUCAGGGAUUUGUGUUGGCCUCUCCUAAACAGUGACUUUGUUGUCCUUAAGGAGUUCUCAUGCAAAAUCCAUUCAAGAGCUGGAGAACUUCACAAGGAAUGGACUUAGGCUGGAGUCACGCAUCAAGAGCUCCUAUGCACAGACAAAUCAAAUCCUACAUAUGGGCUAAGGAAAAAAAGAACUGGACUAUUGCUCAGUGGUCCAAGAUCCUCUUUUCAGAUUAAGGCAAAGUUUGCAUUUUAUUUGGAAAUCAAGGUCCCAGAGUCUGGAGUGAAAAGGCACAGAAUCCAUGUUGCUUGAAGUCCAGUGUGAGGUUUCCACAGUUGAGAUGUAGUAAUUUAUCCAAAAGGAGGCAUAACCAGGUAUUGAGAGCAUAGAGAUGAACAUACUAUUCGGAAGCCUUAAAAAUUUAAAAUAUCCUUUUUUAUUGAUCUUAUGCAAUAUGUUUGAGAAACUGAAUUUGGGGUGUUCAUCAUCUGUAAGCCACAAUCAUACAGAAAUAAGAAAUUAAGGCUUAAAAUAUUUUAGACUGCCUGCAAUCUAAAUAAUAUUCAGCUUUUUCACAAUAUUUUAAUUUUUUUAAAAGACACCUGUAAUGUUCUUUCUUUUUUUGUGUGAAGUGCACCAGUCCCUCAUACAGCAAAACUCCCUCACAGCAAGAUGCUACCGCCUGUAUGCUUCAAAGUUAGGAUGAUGUUCUCAGGGUCAGGCCAGAUUACAAACUGUAAUCUGUUUUUUAAUGUUGCUUCUGGAGUAAUGGGUCCUUCCCCUUAAAGUGGUCCUUUUGUCUGACUGUUUGAAAAACUGUCUGCUUUGUCAAAAACUAUCAUUGAAGUGCAAUCUUCAGUGAACAACACAAAAGAAUGCAAUCCUAUCUGGACAUCAGGAGACGUCACUGUAGUGAAGAACAAUUUUGUUCAUAGAAACCUAUUUACCAGACUGGGAAACCAAGCACUCAGAUAUUCAGUUGCAUUGCUUAAAUCUUUCCUACAAUUUAUUUUGUCCUUGGGUGAGGUUUCCAAGACCAACUAAUCUAGAUUCAUACUAAAUAAAAACAACAAAAAAGGUAUUACUGCAGGUAACACUGACACCAUAUAACCUUUGACACGUUUAAAAAAACAAGUCAAAGAUGGAUUUGCAGUACUGCAAAGCAGUUAAACUUUUACUGUCCUACUUUUAAAUAUUUGUGAACUAUUCUUGAACCAUCAAGUUUUGAUAUUCAUUGACAUUUCAUUCUGUUCUGUCUGUUCUGUCACAAUGACUACUUUUACAGCAUCAACAUUAUGAUGAACAGAGUGGAAAGCUGGAAGUGGAACAUGAUUCUGCAGAGUUAAGGCUCUUAUCAGAUGUUACCAUUUAAACAGCUGGGUGGCAGUGGGCUGAUGGAGAAACUGGCCACCGUAUAUCUAUUGGCUAAUUUACAAAUGAAUGGUGUCUGUGAAAUGAUGUCACCAAAUUAAUCCACAACACUGCACAACAAGAAAUACUGUACAUGUUGCUUACAAAUGCUGCUUACGUAGACGUUCACUACAUUCCAUAAACAAGUGGUGCAUUUUAGCACAAAGAUUUGCAUUCGAUAGACCAUCACAGACUGUUCUGAGUCAGAUGUUUUGGCGUUCCACGUCACAGGAAGCGGGGUGUCAUACAUAAAGGCAAAGCGGGAGACCUCCUUUCUUCAGUCAGCACACGUUAGAAACAGCUGCAAGAACACAGCAGCCUUUAUGAGAGCAGAGCAGCAGAGGGAGAGAUCAGACCUGAGCUCAGUAUAACACACAUUUUCAAGGAUUUUCUUUGCAGAAAGAAGAUAAGGAUUUAUCUGCAGGAAGAAUUGGAAUUUACUGCGACCUCUUGGAAAAUUUGAUCUAAAUUAUUUGUGCAAGAAUAAAUCUAGAAAACAGCAAGAGCAUGGGCACCUGCUUCACCAGAUGUCAUUCUAACCGGACAGUCCUCGAAAAUCAGCCUGAACCCGCGAUGCCAAGACUACAGGAAAGUGUGAUUGUCUCUCUGUACGACUACCCAUCAUUUGAACGCACAGAGCUGACCAUGCACAUGGGGGAAAGACUAACCAUUGUGUCAGAUGAUGGUGAUUUUAUGAUGGUGAGAUCCACAACCACAGGCCGCGAGAGCUACAUUCCCACCAACUACACGGCAAAGGUGACUGACAGGUGGCUGUACACAGGGAUCAGCAGGUGCAUAGCAGAGGAGCUCCUUAGACAUCCCAGCAACCAGACAGGGUCAUUCAUGAUCCGAGAAUCAGAGACAAACAGAGACAGCUAUUCACUCUCCAUCCUGAGAAGGACCACCUCCUCAGACAUGAAUCCUGUGAAGCACUACCGUAUCUAUCAGCUGGAAAACACCUGGGUCUACAUAUCCCCACGACUAACAUUCCCCUCCCUCCAUCACCUGGUGGAACACUAUUCAGAGUCUCCAGACGGGCUGUGCUGUCGACUGACGGUCCCUUGCUUCAUCCAGGGGUUGGAUGACCCUAGGCCUGUUCCCAUUCCCGUCAGGAGACCAACAAUUAACUGGAAGGAAAUUAGCAGGUCUGUGAUCCUCAAGGGGAAGAGAACCGAGUCAGACAACUCUCUGGUGAGCGAGGGCCUGAGGGAGGCCAUCAGCUCCUACCUCCAGUUAACAGAGUGCAAAGAUCACAGCUGGGACACAUGAAGGAAAGACUGUGUGGUCAGUUUGAAGGAAUGACGUCCAACAGAAAGAGUGGAGUGAAAUACUGCUCUGGGGCUGCUGCAGUUUGAGCAAACUACUGAAGAAGGUCCUCUGCACACCCAAACGUAGUCUCUGAAGAUUGUCCAGGAACAGAUGCGAGGGUGAGACACUACGCUGCUCAGCGACCAGUCAAGCUGUUGUCCAAUUUUAUGGAAGGUGGAUGACGCACAUAGACACAAGAACUAAGCUGCAAAGGGAAAGGCGAAGAGACAAUGAAUAUUUCACCUAAUUUAUGACAAUUUUAACUUAAUAUUAAUAUUACAGCAAUAUGAUUGUAUAUGAAUGUUGUCGUGGUUGUCAUGUUAUUGAAAUACAAUAUAAUCUGCACGCUACUAAUAAAUAAUUUACACAAAUAAAACUACA
Messenger RNA from Girardinichthys multiradiatus, 3651 nucleotides. RefSeq names its product Src like adaptor 2a (gene sla2a). The record is from RefSeq and is a predicted model, not a curated record. Bases 2470 to 3231 code for a protein of 253 amino acids. Gene Ontology annotation, molecular function: protein binding. NCBI's taxonomy places the organism in Eukaryota, Metazoa, Chordata, Actinopteri, Cyprinodontiformes, Goodeidae. The transcript is spliced from 8 exons.